AUCUUGCUGUCCCUGCUUUUCCCUAAACAUCAGAAAAGGUUAUGCUUUGCACCUACUUUGAGGUUUGUAUCUUUUAAGGUGGUGUUAGUUGAAAUUACCAGCGCAAGGUUUUUUUUGUUAUCACUAGAGCUAAGAACACAAGAAGAAGUUUCUGUACAUGUUACAUAAGUCUAUAAACUUGACUACUCCCACAUCACCCGCGACGAGGAAACCAUGACUGUCACCAGCGCGUCCUCCUCGUCUGCGCGUGCGGCGACGCAGCGAGCUGUCUACCAUUGGGGACCUAGCGAAACUUCAUGGUACUCGAGAUGGAAGAAGAUGUCGCCACCGAAGCGGAUUAUGACGCUAUCGGGAGACGAAUCCGCACGAUGCUUGUCGCUUGGGAAAGAGCAUGGGGGUUUUCUUGUGACGCCUUCGUCGAGCAGCACGGGUGUUAAGGAUAGUAAUAUCGGAGUAGAUGUAUUCUCGAGGUGGAAAACUGCUCUGGUCAAAAUUUUCAAAAUGGCAAAAACAGGUUUAUAGUUUUUUUUUCGUACUAGUACCUAGGAAAGAAAAAUAUGAAAGGCCACACCAGUCAGGGCCUGCUCAUGCUCUCAAGGAUGCGAACAAGCGUUUCCUCUAAUUUCAGAGACUUGUUUACAUUCGGAAAGAGCCAGUAUCCUGUUUUAGGUCGAAAGGCGGAGGGAGAGGACAAGCUGGAACCAAAGAAGGUAUUCAUUCUUAUGAACGAGUGGAGUAUCCUCUAGAGCUAAAAGCCAGUCCGUCUUUCGACUGACUCGAGUUCAUUAUUUCCAUACAGCGCACGGGUCUCGACCAGCAGGAAAACCUUGAUUUUGUACCACCUCAUUUCCAGGUUCCUUAUGAGGGAAAGCUCCGGGACUUCUCUUGUGGCGGCUUUCACUCGGCAGCAGUCGACGAAGAAGCAAGGUUGUGCACAUGUUAUGGCUUCGAAUUACAAAUGGUUUGUACGAACGAUUAAAUGUGGAGAUGAUGAAUGAAUAUUCCGUUGACACGGCUGGUUCUUACCUUCCCUGGUCACAAUCGAUAACAAUUGAUGAUAGAUAACAAUUGAUAACAAUCUUGCAGAAUCUACUCAUAACUACUGGGUUGUCGAUUUCAUGACUUCAUCUUACUUGGGUUGGCCAUCACAGCUCAAAACUAUAACGAAAGAACCAAUCUUCUGCGAUGAGUACACGGGUCAUCAAUCCAUUCUAAAUCUUGGGUUGGCAUGGAAGUUUCUUAGGUGGUGCGAAUGCCUUGGGGUUCGAAGCAGCUGCAGACGUAUCAGAACCAACCAGAGUUCCAUUACCGGAUGGGGAGAAAGUGAAACAGGUAAAAAUGAUACAUGAAAUAUUAUUGGCUCUGCAGUUGGCUCUUUUUUUAGUCGCGUUGCUUGUUACAUGAUUCUCACUAACAAGUAAUGCGCGACUCGCGAGUGAUCGUGCAAUCCUCGUGGUACCUGCUAUGAUUUCACGACGAGUGUUGAUGUAUUAGGUAAUCUAUUCUAAAUAAUCUUAGGCACUAAUCAAAAAAUUCUAAAUAAUCUAUUCUAAAUAAUCUAUUCUAAAUAAUCUAUUCUAAAUAAUCUUAGGCACUACAAAAAACAUCCAGGUCGUCUGCGGAGAACGACACACAGUUGUACUCGCACAAAGUGGCAAAGUGUUUACUACUGGAUCUGGGGAGUAUGGGCUUCUAGGUCUCGGUGACGUGAGUGAUAGCACUGAGCUGGAACUAGUAGAUUAAGGGUAGUUUUUGAUCACUAUCCCGUGUGUAGUUUAAUAUCACUAUCCCGUGUGGACUUGGACUAGAUGUCACUAUCCCGUGUGGACUUGGACUAUGCUGAGUAGUUGUGUUUACGCGUUUAUUACUAGUUGUAUGGGGUAUUAAACCGUGUGGACUUAGACUAUGCUGAGUUGUGUUUAAGUACGUUUAUUACUAGUUGUAUGGGGACGCAAAUUUGGUAAUCUAGCACCUAAAGGACAACCCGGACAUCUUCAUUUACAUACUAUCCCAUGUGGACUAUGCUGAGUUGUGUACGGGCAAAGCGGGCAGCCCACGCGACUCGGGAUAGUGAAAAACUACUACCUCUAAGUAGAGCACUAUCCGGACUCAGUGUUUCAGACGCAUAUAGGCGCUGACGAGAUAGUCAAAGUGUCCGUCGGACUGCAUCACUCUUAUGGCGUUGUUUGAGGUAAAAUACUUGUGUAGUAAUUGAUGACUCGCAGAUAUUGCAAAAUGGCAAAGCACUGCAGAGUAUCGUUUUUACCAAAAUAGACAUGACAGCGUGAUGACUACACAUGCAUGCACAUUGUUUACCUUAAUUCAGCCGCGGAUACUCUCUGGAUAGAAUUAUGUCAUUCUCUAACCCCAAGCAGCUUUGACAGCCAAAGGCGAGCUAUUCUGCUGGGGUCAGAACGAUCAGGGACAGUGUGGCGUAGACGAAAGCAUGGGGGAUAAUUUCUCCUUUGAGCCUUUCCCGAGACUAGUCUUAUGGCAGAGAAUAGUGAUUAGAAGUAAGUCCGAGUCACAAUCUAUCACUACGUCCAUUUUCACAGUUAUCCCUUAAUUCGACUGUACCUGCUGGAAGUAGACGUUGCUAUCUAGUACUACGUACUUCGAGGGAUGCUCUACUUCUAAUCUCGCGAUCACUGGCUACGCAAGGUUUUGUAGUCAGAGACGUUGCCUGUGGUGACACGCAUACAGAUGUGGUGACGACCUGUGGCAAAGUGAUCACAUGGGGAAAUCGCGCAUGGCUAUCGCCACACCGGAUUUCAAGAUCAGCUGAAGCAGAGAAAGACGCCGAUCAGAAAACCCACAAAAUUAUGGUCAUCGAUUUCGAUUUCAUGCUACAGAAGAAUGGGAUUUGUUUUACUCCGUUGAGCUUGAGUGUCAUCAAGAAUUCACAUGUUGACAACGAGAGAGAUCGUCUCAGAUACUCAAUUUUAGCAUCUGUAAAAUCGAACUUCUGAAUCGACAUCUAUCUAAGCACUACCUCUGUCUUCUCUGCUGUAGAAAUUUCAUUCUUCUCUGCUGUAGAAAUUUCAUUCUUCUAACUCUCCACCUCCAUCAGAAGCAGACAAUGACGAGAUAUUUGCGGAGGAUAGAGACGAGGUCACCAAAUUAGCAGGUGGAGCACGAUUUUCCCUCCUCUUGACCAAAAACGGCUCUCUCUUCGCCUACGGACGACAGAGCGGAUGCUUACCAAAAGACUUGGUCCAGCCUACGAGGAUACUGCCAGAAUGAUAUGGAUGCGAAUGAAUCUGUUGACUGCCUAUCUUGAUACAUUUUGAUUACCUCUGAGAUCAUGAUCAUGUAGGGGGGAAGUGAUGUAACAAAAAAAAAUGAUCGCAGUUUCAUUGGAAUAAGACAAUGUCAAAGUUAGUGGGAACAGACACUGACAACUAGAAGGUAAAGGGACAGUGCCAACGAGUCUUUCUAAAAAACGGGUACGGGCACCAAUGAUGGCAGCAACACUGCUGCACGUGUACUUGACGUAGCCGCGAGUCGUGAGGGCUGUCUUGUGCUGGUGGAGGAAACGGUGGACUAAACCUUACGCUGGAGGAACGCAGCGGAUUAAAGAUUCAGCAUCAAAAGAGAAAGCAUAGAUACUUGAUGCUAGUCUAUCUUUGUAAAAAAAACCAUAUUGCUUCUUGAUGGAAAGUAGGAACACCACACGUGGAUGCGCAUGGUGUCAAGAUGGGGCUUUUCAAGUGCCCUGGUCGCUCAAGGUCCCUAGAAGGAGCGCGAACAAUUUAGCAGAAGUCUAGUUGUUUGACAGAAAAAAUCCUGUGUCAAAAAAGCGAAAACGUCGAAAAACCUACUGAAAAAAUAACUGUAGUUGUUAUCGCAUAGUCUUUGACUCGUCGAGCUCGAG
This is a messenger RNA of Amoebophrya sp. A25, 3874 nucleotides long. NCBI's taxonomy places the organism in Eukaryota, Dinophyceae, Syndiniales, Amoebophryaceae. The record is from the annotation of a GenBank genome assembly.